Molecule: messenger RNA, 897 nt
Organism: Carcharodon carcharias (great white shark)
Lineage: Eukaryota; Metazoa; Chordata; Chondrichthyes; Lamniformes; Lamnidae
Gene: otx2b
Product: orthodenticle homeobox 2b
Exons: 3
Coding region: 1-897 (298 amino acids)
Biological process (GO): regulation of transcription by RNA polymerase II; multicellular organism development
Cellular component (GO): nucleus
Molecular function (GO): RNA polymerase II cis-regulatory region sequence-specific DNA binding; DNA-binding transcription factor activity, RNA polymerase II-specific
Source: RefSeq, a predicted model, not a curated record
AUGAUGUCGUAUCUCAAGCAACCUCCAUACACAGUGAAUGGGCUGAGCCUCACUACAUCGGGCAUGGAUCUGCUCCACCCUUCGGUCGGCUACCCCGGCCCGUCCUCUUUUCUGUUUCAAGCUACUCCGCGGAAGCAGCGGCGAGAGAGAACCACAUUCACCCGAGCGCAGCUGGAUGUCCUGGAGGCGCUUUUCGCCAAGACUCGCUACCCGGAUAUCUUCAUGAGGGAAGAGGUGGCUCUGAAAAUUAACCUGCCCGAAUCCCGAGUCCAGGUUUGGUUCAAAAACCGUCGGGCAAAGUGCCGCCAACAGCAGCAGCAGCAGCAGAAUGGAGGGCAGCAUAAAGUUCGGCCAACGAAGAAGAAGAGCUCGCCAGCCCGGGAGCCGAGCUCGGAGAGCGGGGCGAGUGGUCAAUUCACGCCACCCUCCAGCAGUUCGGCGACGGUCAUAUCGAGCAGCAGCGCCCCGGUGUCCAUCUGGAGCCCCGCGUCCAUCUCUCCGAUCGCCCCCGAUUGCCUCUCCACGUCCUCGUCCUGCAUGCAGCGUUCCUACCCCAUGAACUACACCCAGGCCUCGGGUUACACGCAGGGAUACGCCGGAUCCACGUCCUACUUUGGGGGGAUGGACUGCGGCUCGUACCUGUCCCCGAUGCAUCACCAGCUCCCCGCCCCAGGGACGGCGCUCAGUCCCAUGGGCACCAACGCGGUGACCGCAGGCCACCUCAACCAGUCUCCGGCCUCCCUCUCUGCCCAGGGCUAUCCAACCGGCGGAUUAGGGUUUAACUCCACCGAUUGCUUGGAUUAUAAAGACCAAACUGCUUCAUGGAAACUCAACUUCAAUGCUGACUGCUUGGAUUACAAAGAUCAAACGUCUUCGUGGAAGUUCCAAGUUUUGUGA